UCCAUCGAAUAUCUAUCGGCAUUCGGAAAUCUCUCCGAUUCGACUUUCAGGCGAUCUCUUUUUUGUUACACCAUUUGAUGGAUCAAGGCAAGGCUCUGGAAUCCAUUCAGACAUCCCUUCGGAAUAUUGAUUUGAAUUUCAAUCGCAAGAACCCUAACAAGUUUGCUAGGAAUUGUAACCCUUGGCUGCAAUCAUCCUGGUCACCUUUAGGAAAGAGAAGACCUCCUGCUCUCGUAAGCUUGUGUCUUGGAAUCAUAGGCAAGCACCUUGAGGAUAUUAUCGAGGAUUUAGAGGUACUGACCAGUUUCCCUCCGGACAUUAAGAUGGCCAUGACAGCCAUUGCAAGAAGAAGAAAGUUGCUAAAUGAUGAUGUGAUCGUUGCAUUGGCAGAGAGCUCCUGGGAAAUUCUUGAUUUAUCAGAUUCAGAAGUCUCUGAUAUUGGCUUGUUGAAAGUUAUAAAGAUUUGCAAUAAUGUGAGAGCUAUGGACAUAAGUCGUUGCAACAAGAUCACUUCAUUUGGUGUUUCAGAAAUUGUGAAGCAUUGUCAUUGUCUUGAGAUAUUGAGAUGGGGAGGAUGCCCAAGGAGUGAACACACUGCACGCAGCUCUUUAAGCAUCUUGAAACCGACAUUGAAUGAUGUCGAAGGGGAUUCAUGGGAGGAACUUGAUACCACAGAGAUCGUCGAUGGAGCACAGUCAUUACGCUGGCUUGUAUGGCCAAAAAUCGACAAAGAUUCCUUGGAGAGUUUGUCAACAGAAUGCCCCCGAAUUAUAGUGAAUCCCAAACCAUCGCUCUUUGGGCACAAAGGGAUUGAUAUUCCCCAACAUGCACUAGCCAGUGUAGCAUUGGAUGAGUUUGUUGUGGAAGACAUCGAUUCAAAAAGUUGGGCAGUUCCAGGAUCCAGGCUCAGGACAAACCCGCCCGUUUUGAGCACAAUUGAGUUGCCAAUUGCUGAAAGAUUUAGACUUGCAUUUGUGGAAAGAGAUGCUAGAUUGGCGCCAAAACGAGCCAAAAAUGCUAGACAGCGACAACGACGGGCGGAGCGGGAUUGGGUGACAACAAGUACAAACGCCAAGUCAAUGGUGCUUGCAGCACAAAUGAGCAAAAAUCUGCGUAAUUAGUAGUGGGUAUUGAUAUAGUUGAUAGUGGAAAGUUGGUAGAAUCUUGCUUAUACACUGUACUAUAACACUUUUAUGUAUGUUGGGUUAUUUAAAAA
Molecule: messenger RNA, 1216 nt
Organism: Cynara cardunculus var. scolymus (artichoke)
Lineage: Eukaryota; Viridiplantae; Streptophyta; Magnoliopsida; Asterales; Asteraceae
Exons: 6
Coding region: 78-1121 (347 amino acids)
Source: RefSeq, a predicted model, not a curated record